Molecule: messenger RNA, 1149 nt
Organism: Aegilops tauschii subsp. strangulata
Lineage: Eukaryota; Viridiplantae; Streptophyta; Magnoliopsida; Poales; Poaceae
Source: RefSeq, a predicted model, not a curated record
AUGGCUCGUGCAAUGCUCAGAUACACCACCUACAAUGGAUAUACACUAGCACGCCUUUGCUCGUCCUCCUGUCGCCAUCAGGGGAGGCACUCGUACGCGCGGCCGGACCUCUACGAGCUCCUCGAGCGCCUCCCUACUCCGUCCAUCUCUGGAUCCCCCGGCGCACCCGCGUCUGCUCGUCCCCCGCGCGUCUGCGUCGGCCAGCCGUCCCAUGCGGGCGCUUCCCCGAGCGUAGCUCCGCCCGUGGCCACCCCAGCGCCGCCUCCUGCCUCGCGCGCCGGCGGGCUCCCUGCAGCGCCCGAGCCCCUGCUCCCCCUGCUACCUCCUCCUGCGUCGCUCGCCGGCUUCCAACUCGGCCGGCUCCGCGACCCGGUCGUCCGCGUUGCUCCCGGCCGCCUGCCGGCUUCCUCGCAACCCGGCCUCGAGCCGGCACUGCCUGCCAACCAGGCCGCCUGCCGGCUUACCCGCAACCCGGCUCGGCCUCGCCGCUGCACCCCGGCCGUCUCGCCGGGUCCGCGCCCGGCCCUGCUCCGCUCCUCCGCGCCUGCCGGGUCCCCGCGGCCGCCUCGCCCUGCUUCCGGCCUCCUCCCGCGAGGCCGACUCCCCCGCGCCGCCUCCGCGGCUGCCGCUCCGCACCGCCGGCUCCCGCGCGCCCAUUGGCCGGCUCGCCGUCCCACGCCGGCUCCGCCUCCGACCCGGCCGCCGGGUCAGCCCCCGCGCGGGCUCUACCUCCGGGAUGCCGGCUCGCCGCUCCGGCUGUCCGCUGCCGCUACGUCCGCGCAGUCCGGCCUCGGCUCCCUGCUCCGCGCACGCCGGCUCGACGCACCCCGCCAGCUCCCCAGGCCUGCCGGGUCGCCGCGCCCGGCCCCGCCCUGUGGCCGACUCCCGCUCGCCCCGCGCCGGCUCAUCCCCACCUCCUCGCCGCGCCCGUCAGUCGCCCCCGCUGCGCCCGGCCGGCUCCGCCCCCUGAGGCACCCGCUCGCCGGCUUCGCUCCGACGAGCCGCCCCCGCCCGGCCGGCUCCGGGUGGCCGCCCCGUACCCAGCCGUGGCGCCUCCGCCUCCUGGUGGCCGCUGCUCCAGGCCGGCCCCUGCACCCGCCCGUUCUGCUGCGUGCUUGCUCCACGCAGUGGCGAUUAGCCGUUGCUUGA